CGUAUUUGUAGGAAACCUACAGCAAAGCCUGCAACCAUGGCGAACUCUGAUCAUAUCAAACACGCUAGGGCUAGCUUGCAGAUUGCCCAGAUCAAAUUCCAGCGAGACGUUCAAAUCGCAGAGUCCGGCCUGCCUGCCAUUGAGCGCAGCUCCAUCACACAGUUCUACGACCAUCUUGCAUCUGUCCUGCGCCAGAACACCCCCGCAAACAUCCAGACAUGCAAAGAAUGGAUCAUGAAGCACAUUGCUCCUUCCAAGGCGCGCAUCGACACGCUGGGUGAAUAUCUCGUUUCCCUCUCCAAAUCCAUCGUCGUAGAUGCCUCUGCACAGCCCGUCAAAUCCUCCGAGGCUUCCAGGAACCGUCUCGAUGUACUCUUGAUUGUUAGCGAUGUCCUGCACGCAGCCAAAUUUCAUCGUGCCCAAACUGGUGCCACAGCCCAUGUUGUCUUCGCCUCCGAGUUGAGGCCCCACCUGGAAACUCUCGUCGAGUUGGCAGGUCUGUAUGCAACCACCAAGGGCUCGCGUGUUGAGAAGAAACUCAAGGCCAUCAUCAAUUCACUGGCAGCGAGCCAAUGCAUCAGUGCUGCUGACUUCAAGGCGUAUCGUGACGUUGCUAUUCGCAGCAUAGUAAUUGCCCAAGGAGGUGUCCCUCCCUGGAAACGCAACUACGAACUGCAACCUUGGUUUGGCGAUGCCCGCAAUGUUGCUUGGUAUCAUCUCCCUGCCUCUUCCAUGUUGGAGCCCAUGAUCCAGAAUCCUGGUAGACCCAUCGAGCCAAAUCACAUUCACAUGACCAAUUUCAAGCAAAAGCAUGCGUCAGAUCGCAUUCGCACAUUGCUUGAUAACUAUUUCGACGAUAUUGAUCUCAAGUACCGGCCCACGGGAGAUAAUCCUACUGGCGAAACGGACAAGUACAAGUUGUGGUUGGACCCUAUGGGCCAACUGGUCAAGAAAAACAAGGAAACCAACGAGGUUCGAACUGUCUACAACGGCUACGGUUGGUCCAUCAAGUUUUGCAAGGAUAUGCUCGGCAAGGGUGUUCCAGAAAAGAUCACAGAAGCCAGGGAGGCGCACAGGAACGAGAAACAGGCGAAAUUGAUGGAAGAUCAUCGACGCCAGCAAAACGAGAGCCAGCUCCCAGCUGCUCAAUCGUCUUCAUCCCCGCAGCGCAUGUAUACCUCGAGCCGUGAUCGUAGUCUGUCGAGCUCAUUGGAUAGGAGCAGCGAGCAUUCAGGCUCACGUUCCCGUAGCCGAGAGCGAUAUCACCGAGGGGGACAUGGAGGCUCGCGCGAAGAAGAUAGAGGUGACUCAAUGUUCAAGCCGCGUAGCCGCCGCCAUGACGAUCACGAUCCGGAUCAGAGACGUCCCACGUCGAGCAGCCAUAACCGCCGCGGCAGGUUGAACGACAAUGACGAUCAUGACAAGGACCGUCAAGCUUCAAGCACUCGAAACCGCAAAUCUAGCCAGCAGCGAUGGAGCGAGCCCAAUCCAGAUAAUUCACGCUCAACUAGCCAAGGUUACCCUCCUUUUAACAAUUUCCCUCCACCCCCACCUCCCUCUAUUCCUGGGCAGUAUUCAGGCUAUCAGGUCCCACCACCACCACCGCCCCCGUUCCACAUGGGUCCAGGACAAGUGCCCCCACCGCCGCCUCCGCCAAACUUCAACGGGGCGUAUUCAAGUGGGCAGAACAUGAACGGCUACCAGAACCAGGGUUAUCAGGGGCAUGGCUAUCAAAACGCUGGAUACCAGAAUCAAGGCUACCAGCAGAACCAAGGCUACCAGCAGAACCAAGGCUACCAGCAGAAUCAAGGAUAUAACAACAACCAAAAUAAUUUCGGAAACAGGGAUAUGAAUUACAACAAUCCUAGGACGUAUGGCGGUCCAACGCAGUCUCAAAGUGGUUUCCGGGGCGGCUACCAAGCAAACAAUCGUGGUGGUUCCCAGCGUGGAAGGGGAGGGUACCGCGGACGCGGCGGUAGAUGGAACUGA
Periconia digitata is the source of this 1989-nucleotide messenger RNA. The record is from the annotation of a GenBank genome assembly. NCBI's taxonomy places the organism in Eukaryota, Fungi, Ascomycota, Dothideomycetes, Pleosporales, Periconiaceae.